Messenger RNA from Leishmania mexicana MHOM/GT/2001/U1103, 1197 nucleotides. Its product is annotated as cytoplasmic l-asparaginase i-like protein. Bases 1 to 1197 code for a protein of 398 amino acids. The transcript has a single exon. Gene Ontology annotation, molecular function: asparaginase activity. NCBI's taxonomy places the organism in Eukaryota, Euglenozoa, Kinetoplastea, Trypanosomatida, Trypanosomatidae. The record is from RefSeq and is a predicted model, not a curated record.
AUGGAGGCGGGAGCAGAGGCCGCAGCAACGUCGGCGGCUGCGUCAAGGCCGCCGACGGUACCCCGUUCCGGCAGGAAUACUCGCCGCGUGCUUGUCUUGUAUCUAGGGGGAACCAUCGGCAUGAAGAAGAACGCCGAAGGCGCGCUGGAGCCCGUCGCCGGAUACCUGACCGAGCAGAUGCGCGAGAUGCGAGAGCUGAGGGAGAGCUCCGAAAUCUCGCCAUUCGACAUCAUCGAGUACGACGAGCUUCUCGACAGCAGUGACAUGAGCGCCGGCGACUACUGCCGCAUCGCCGCGGAUAUACAGGUGCACUACGACGAGUACGACGGUUUCCUCAUCGCCCACGGCACGGACACGAUGCACUACACGGCGAGCGCACUUUCGUUCCUUCUGUGCAACCUUGACAAGCCGGUGAUCGUGACAGGGGCAAUGGUGGCGCUGGCGGAGCCGUACAACGAUGCGCGCCGCAACGUGGUGAUCGGCAUGAUGAUCGCAUCGAACCCCAAGAUUUGCGAGGUGUGCAUCUUCUUCAACGACAGCCUGUUUCGCGGCAACCGGUGCAACAAGGUCUACCAUACCUACGGCGCCUUCCGCUCUCUCAACUACCCGGCGCUUGGCGUUCUGGGGGCUACCGAUUUUGUGCUGAAGGAGGAGCACCUGCUCCUGCAACCGAUGGGCGCCUUGAAGAUUAUGUCGGACAUGCGUGGACGCGUGGGCUGCUACCCGAUCGACCCCGAGGCCGAUGUGGACACCCUCCUCACAGUGCUGGAGCAGAAGCGGCCAAGGUCGCCUCCCUGCACCUUCUCCGUCACGGCAGCACCCUCGACAGACGACAACGACGGCACGCAGAAGCCUCUGCUGGAUGCUGUGCUGCUGUCUCUCAACGGUGUUGGUAGCGUGCAUGGCAUCGUGGCGGAGCAGCUGCAGCGAAUCGUCGCAGUUGCGCACAAGUACAAUAUCGUUGUCUGCGCUGUGGUGCGUGAUAUCAGCGGCACGCUGAACCCGUCCGAGGUCCAGCGCCUGCACGCCAUCUCGCCCGAGAUCGUGUACCUCAACGACAUGUGCGCCUCCGCUGCGGAGGUGAAGCUCAUGUACCUGUUCGGCAAAGGGCUCAGCCCUGCAAAGGUAGCCGCUGCCAUGACGCAGAAUCUUCGAGGCGAGAUCACCCCGCUAUUUGAAUCACAUGCCAAGCUGUGA